GAAUAAAUUUCUCUGUGAUUGGUUGGUGCAGAUUUCAAACCUGGCCUGGCGGCGGGGUGCUGGUCCGCCGUUGGGUGAGACGCGGAGGGAAGUAGAAAGCCGCCCGGGUGGGGUCAGGCGGACCCGACAAGAAAGAUGGAUACUACAAUGCUGAAUAUACGGAAUCUGUUUGAGCAGCUUGUACGCCGUGUGGAGAUUCUCAGUGAAGGAAAUGAACUCCAAUUUAUCCAGUUGGCAAAGGACUUUGAAGAUUUUCGUAAAAAGUGGCAGAGAACAGACCACGAGCUGGGCAAAUACAAGGAUCUUUUGAUGAAAGCAGAGACUGAGCGUAGUGCUCUGGAUGUUAAACUGAAACAUGCGCGCAAUCAGGUGGAUGUAGAGAUCAAACGGAGACAGCGAGCUGAGGCUGACUGUGAGAAGCUGGAAAGACAGAUUCAGCUGAUUCGAGAGAUGCUCAUGUGUGAUACAUCUGGCAGCAUCCAACUAAGUGAAGAGCAAAAAUCAGCCCUGGCUUUUCUCAACAGAGGCCACCCAUCCAGUGGCAACGCUGGGAACAAAAGACUGUCAACCAUUGAUGAAUCUGGUUCCAUUUUAUCUGAUAUCAGCUUUGACAAGACCGAUGAAUCCCUGGAUUGGGAUUCUUCUUUGGUAAAGACUUUGAAACUGAAGAAGAGAGAAAAGAGGCGCUCGAAUAGCCGACAGUUCGUGGAUGGUCCACCUGGUCCUGUAAAGAAAACGCGUUCCAUUGGCUCCACUGCAGACCAAGGAAAUGAAUCCAUAGUUGCUAAAACUACGGUGACUGUUCCCAAUGAUGGCGGGCCCAUCGAGGCUGUGUCCACUAUUGAGACCGUACCAUAUUGGACCCGGAGCCGAAGGAAAACAGGUACUUUACAGCCUUGGAACAGUGACUCCACAUUGAGCAGCAGGCAGCCAGAGCCAAAAACCGAAACAGACGGCUCCAGCACUCCGCAGAGCAAUGGGGGGAUGCGCCUGCACGACUUCGUCUCUAAGACGGUUAUUAAACCCGAAUCUUGUGUACCAUGUGGAAAGCGAAUAAAAUUUGGCAAGCUGUCUCUGAAGUGUCGAGACUGUCGUGUGGUCUCUCAUCCAGAAUGUCGGGAUCGCUGUCCGCUUCCCUGUAUUCCUACCCUGACAGGGACACCUGUCAAGAUUGGAGAAGGAAUGCUGGCAGAUUAUGUGUCCCAGACUUCUCCAAUGAUACCGUCAAUUGUUGUCCACUGUGUAAAUGAGAUUGAGCAAAGAGGACUGACUGAGACAGGCCUGUAUCGGAUCUCAGGCUGUGACCGGACAGUAAAAGAGCUAAAAGAGAAAUUCCUCAGAGUGAAAACUGUACCCCUCCUCAGCAAAGUGGAUGACAUCCAUGCUAUCUGUAGCCUCCUGAAAGACUUCCUUCGAAACCUCAAAGAACCCCUUCUGACCUUUCGGCUAAACAAGGCCUUUAUGGAUGCAGCAGAAAUCACAGAUGAUGAUAACAGCAUAGCAGCCAUGUACCAGGCUGUUGGUGAGCUGCCCCAGGCCAACAGAGACACACUAGCUUUCCUCAUGAUUCACUUGCAGAGAGUGGCUCAGAGCCCAAACACUAAAAUGGAUGUUGCCAAUCUGGCCAAAAUUUUUGGCCCUACAAUAGUUGCCCAUGCUGUACCCAAUCCAGAUCCAGUGAUAAUGUUACAGGACAUCAAGCGUCAGCCCAAGGUGGUAGAACGCCUGCUGUCACUACCCCUGGAAUACUGGAGUCAGUUCAUGAUGGUAGAACAAGAAAACAUUGACCCCAUGCAUGUCAUUGAAAACUUAAAUGCCUUCUCAACACCACAGACCCCAGAUGUUAAAGUGAGUUUACUGGGGCCUGUGACCACUCCUGAGCAUCAGCUCCUCAAGACUCCUUCAUCCAGUUCCCUGUCGCAGAGAGUCCGCUCCACCCUCACCAAGAACACUCCCAGAUUUGGGAGCAAAAGCAAGUCUGCCACCAACCUAGGACGACAAGGCAACUUUUUUGCGUCUCCAAUGCUCAAGUGAAGUCGUGCCUCCUGUUGCUUGACAGCGUUUACUGCCUGUGAGGAAGAGUGCACCUGGACUCUCUACUCUGCAGCCGCGUUACUGCUUUUAGCAUUCUCCAGGCCUUUAAUCAAGUUUAAUUGUGCAUGGGGGUUUUAUGAAAACUAUAUAUAUCUCUUUCUCCUUCUCAAGUAAUGUAAUAUCAACACUUUGUGCUGUCUUUGGGAGCUCUUAGAUGGGAGAUCUUUACAGGGCUAUGAAAUUCACUGUGAUUCUCUUGCAGGCUGGGAGGUACAUCCCUUUGGCUUAAAGCCAGAUUCCCUCAUGUAAUGACAUUUCUCUGAUGUAAUUUCCAUGAGACUAGUGGUAGAAGGCCCUGCCUCUUUGGUAAGACUGACUUGUCUUGAGGUGGGAAAUGGGGGGGCAGGGUAAAGAAAGGUUUGGGCAGAGAAUUUAGGAUGGCUCCUUCAAGAACUUGGAAAUUCUCCUUCCCCCGUUAGGAGCUGAGCUGUAACAACGGAGCCUACAUAGAACUGGGAUAUUGGGAGGACUGAACUAGUAAUGGGAGUGUACUUGGCUUUAAUUUGGUUUGAUUAGGUUUAAUAGUGUUAAGUGGCACAACCUUGUAAAAGUUAUACUACAAUUUAUAUUUAUUUCUAAUGGGCCUCUGUUGGGACAUUGGGUUUGGUUGGGGUCAAAGCUAGUUUAUUCUUAAGUUGAAUUCAUUCUGAUGCUUAACACCCCCCACCACCCCUUGUCCAUUGGAGCUCUACUUCUAAAGGUCAGUGUACCGUCUGUUUAACACCCAACUAAUGAGUAGGCUGUAAGGGAAGAUUGUCAAUAUUUUGAGUGGCAAGAAAAGCCACAGUCAUUUUGUCUUUGCACUUUGGAUGCUGAAAUCUUCCUAUGGAGCAUAGCCACAUCUAGAUAAAUAUGAGCUUUUUCUUCUAUUAGAAUUGUUUACAAAGCCUAUCAAAAUGAUUCCUUCUGUAGAAUGUUUCUGACCCAUAGUGGCCUGUAAAACAGACAUUUGGAAUAAUAUUUGGAAAAAAGUAAAUAGUUUUUUCAAAAUGAA
This is a messenger RNA of Capra hircus (goat), 3088 nucleotides long. It is a transcript of the gene RACGAP1, whose product is annotated as Rac GTPase activating protein 1. Bases 136 to 2034 code for a protein of 632 amino acids. The record is from RefSeq and is a predicted model, not a curated record. Gene Ontology annotation, biological process: signal transduction. The transcript has 17 exons. Lineage: Eukaryota; Metazoa; Chordata; Mammalia; Artiodactyla; Bovidae.